GCAAAAGUUCCGGGCGCCCGAGCCGGCUGCUCGUGCCAUGGAGCGGAGUCCCGACGUGUCCCCCGGGCCUUCCCGCUCCUUCAAGGAGGAGUUGCUCUGCGCCGUCUGCUACGACCCCUUCCGCGACGCAGUCACUCUGCGCUGCGGCCACAACUUCUGCCGCGGGUGCGUGAGCCGCUGCUGGGAGGUGCAGGUGUCGCCCACCUGCCCAGUGUGCAAAGACCGCGCGUCACCCGCCGACCUGCGCACCAACCACACCCUCAACAACCUGGUGGAGAAGCUGCUGCGCGAGGAGGCCGAGGGCGCGCGCUGGACCAGCUACCGCUUCUCGCGUGUCUGCCGCCUGCACCGCGGACAGCUCAGCCUCUUCUGCCUCGAGGACAAGGAGCUGCUGUGCUGCUCCUGCCAGGCCGACCCCCGACACCAGGGGCACCGCGUGCAGCCGGUGAAGGACACUGCCCACGACUUUCGGGCCAAGUGCAGGAACAUGGAGCAUGCACUGCGGGAGAAGGCCAAGGCCUUCUGGGCCAUGCGGCGCUCCUAUGAGGCCAUCGCCAAGCACAAUCAGGUGGAGGCUGCAUGGCUGGAAGGCCGGAUCCGGCAGGAGUUUGAUAAGCUUCGCGAGUUCUUGAGAGUGGAGGAGCAGGCCAUUCUGGAUGCCAUGGCCGAGGAGACAAGGCAGAAGCAACUUCUGGCCGACGAGAAGAUGAAGCAGCUCACAGAGGAGACGGAGGUGCUGGCACAUGAGAUCGAGCGGCUGCAGAUGGAGAUGAAGGAGGACGACGUUUCUUUUCUCAUGAAACACAAGAGCCGAAAACGCCGACUCUUCUGCACCAUGGAGCCAGAGCCAGUCCAGCCCGGCAUGCUUAUCGAUGUCUGCAAGUACCUGGGCUCCCUGCAGUACCGCGUCUGGAAGAAGAUGCUUGCAUCUGUGGAAUCUGUACCCUUCAGCUUUGACCCCAACACCGCAGCUGGCUGGCUCUCCGUGUCUGACGACCUCACCAGCGUCACCAACCAUGGCUACCGCGUGCAGGUGGAGAACCCGGAACGCUUCUCCUCGGCGCCCUGCCUGCUGGGCUCCCGUGUCUUCUCACAGGGCUCGCACGCCUGGGAGGUGGCCCUUGGGGGGCUGCAGAGCUGGAGGGUGGGCGUGGUACGUGUGCGCCAGGACUCGGGCGCUGAGGGCCACUCACACAGCUGCUACCACGACACACGCUCGGGCUUCUGGUAUGUCUGCCGCACGCAGGGCGUGGAGGGGGACCACUGCGUGACCUCGGACCCAGCCACGUCGCCCCUGGUCCUGGCCAUCCCACGCCGCCUGCGUGUGGAGCUGGAGUGUGAGGAGGGCGAGCUGUCUUUCUAUGACGCGGAGCGCCACUGCCACCUGUACACCUUCCACGCCCGCUUUGGGGAGGUUCGCCCCUACUUCUACCUGGGGGGUGCACGGGGCGCCGGGCCUCCAGAGCCUUUGCGCAUCUGCCCCUUGCACAUCAGUGUCAAGGAAGAACUGGAUGGCUGAGCUGGCCCGGGGCUGCCCCGGUCUUGUGCCACAGCACUGUUUUCUUUCUGCCCUCUUCCUAAUGCCCACACUGCUUGGGCACUAUUGCGCCCCUGCCUCCUUGCCAGGCUCUUCCUCCUGUCCUGCCUGGUCCUUUUCCAUGACUCCAGGCUGUGCCUCUCUCCAUGUUUGGUCCCUUCUGUGCCCAUGGUCAGGAGCUAUUCGGGUGGCACCUCGCUGGCCAGGCUCUCCCGAGUCGUGGCACCUCCACAAUGUGAAUUUUCUGAAUCCCUAUUCCAGGAUUUCUGGGAAUAAUGUUUACUUCUAGAAUGGGCCUGUUGUAAACCAUCUCAUCGAGGUGUGGUAAAGCCAUUGGAUGAGGAGGGGACUGCCAUGGAAAGGAGAGUUUGUUACUUACGGUUCUGAGAGGAGGGGCCACAUAGGAAAGCCCCACGGUGGGUCAGAAGGCGGAAGGAGGGAGGGGAACGUGUGGGCAAGAGACUUCCUCUGGUUUCCUCAGGAGGAAAUGGGCAAGGCAGAGUAAGCAGGGGAGACAGGUUUAAGGGUAGCUGGCUUGAGUAAUUUCAGUGGCUCUCAGGAUAGGGGCUGCCCUUUUUGUCUGAUACCUGGCCCCGGGAUAGUCAGGACAGGUGAAUGUUGGCCUGGGGUGUGACAGCCCUGGGAGAGCCAUGUGAAGGAGGCAGCUGGCGCCAUCGCUCCGGAUUAGUUGGUUUCCAUAGGAAAGGCAUGCUUUCAGCCAGAUGCUUGCCAUCUCUAGGGAUUGGGGGAUUGGCUAGCCUGGGAGGAUCAGUCUGUCCAGGUCAGCGAGGCCCCAGAUACCAGAGCAUCAAGAGUACAGGAAAUACAGUUAAUGCAGGGCCUCUGUGUGGCUGGAUCCUCCGUCUCCAUCAGAUCAGCUCUGAUUGAUCUAUUCUUGCACGAUUUCCUCUGAACACAGGGUUCCAGAGUACUUAAACACAACAUUUUUUAAAUCGUGAUUUCGGCCUAUUUCCUUGCCAGGCCUGUUUCCCCACCAGGAAAUGAGAUAGGAGGACUGGAUGAGGAUGUCCUGUUAUAGUUGCUGUGGAGGAAGUUCCUCUGGUUAAUUCUCAUCAGCGUCUGCAGAAAAGAAGGAAAGAGGGCACCCUUUUCAGUUGGGAAGAAAGGAGAGGGGUGGCGCCAUGGACGUGGCCCUAAACGCUGUGGGAGAGGGAAGAGGAGGCUGGGCCUCGCUGCCCUCUUGUCUCUGCUGACUUCAGCCUGGUCAUGCUUGCUCUGCCACUUGCGAUUUCAUCCCUAAUUUCUUCCUCCACCAUGCCUGCAGACUUUUCCCUGGGCUUGUUUUUUCUCGCACAUCUCUGAAGAGUUUUUAAUCUUCAGCUCAUCAUGUCCCAGGAAGUGGCAUCAUAAAAGGAAAUAUUUUUUUUUCCUAGGAGCAGUGUUAAAAUCUGGGUCACAUUCCUGACCAAGGACAGCAUCCUGCCUUCUGCCCAUCCCCUUCAGUUCACAAAAGCUGACAUUUUAAACAAAUCAUGACUCACACGUAUUAAUUGGUUAUAAAUAUGUUGUGUACACUGGUUAGAUAAAACUUAAGGCCACAAGGAGGGCCCAGGUAGGCGAUGUCAGUGUGUGAAGGGGCUGGAUUGGGCGUGGUGAGGAUGUUGGCAAACCAGUGCAUGCACCUGGUUGGAAGAUGCUCAGCCUCACAAAAGCUCCAAGCCCUUUGGGAGCCAAAGUGUCUGAGAGUGUGACCCUCUCCUGUAAAGUAUUUAUCCCACCCAUUAAUAUAAUUUCUGUAUAAUAAACUUGACCUGAAAUUAUUUCAUUCUUUAUAUUAAACUUUUAAAAAUGUUUUUUAUUUUCACCUUAGAUAUGGGAAGAGUUUUUUUUUUUUUUUUUUUUUUAACAGGAUAACUUGAGCAGGCUAGGCCUCUUAAAAAAAAAUUUGAGCUAAAACUCAUUUUUCUUUUGGCAUUUUCUUUUCAAUGUUCUUAUAAGCAAAGUUCAUCCAUGUUGUAGCAUGUGUUCAACUUUAUUUUUUCAUCGGGUAAUAUUCCAUUGUAUGGAAUGGUAGUACUACAUUUUAUUUAUCAUGCAUCGAUUGGUGGACAUUUGGAUCGUUUCUACUUCUUGACUAUUAUACAUAAUGCUGCUAGGAACUUUUGUGUAUGAGUUUUUGUGUGGACAUAUGUUUUCAUUUCUCUUUGGUAUAUGCCUGGGAGCAGAUUUGCUGGAUCAUAUGAAACUCUAUUUAACCCUUGAGGGACUCCCAAACUGUUUUCCAAUGUGGUGACACAAUUUUAUAUCCCAUCAACAGGGCAUGAGGGUUCUGAUGACUCCACAUCCCUCAGUGCUUUUUAUUAUCUAUCUUUUAACUUAGCCAUCCUAGUAGGGGUAAUGUGGCAUCUCAUUGUGAUUUUGGUUUGCAUUUCCCUGAUGGCGAAUGAUAUUGAGCAUCUUUUCAUGAGCUUAUUGGCCAUUUGCAUAUCUUCUUAGGACAGCUAUCUUUAGAUCACUUGCUCAUUUUUUAAUUGGGUUAUUUGUCUUUUUAUUAUUGAGUUGUAAGAGUCCUUUUAUAGCCUGGCACAAGUCCCUUUAACUGGUAUAUGAUUAUAAAAUUUUUCUCCGUGAGCUGUUUCAUUUCCUUGAUGAUGUCCUUUGAAAUACUAAAGCUUUUAAUUUUGA
This is a messenger RNA of Homo sapiens (human), 4183 nucleotides long. RefSeq names its product tripartite motif containing 35 (gene TRIM35). Lineage: Eukaryota; Metazoa; Chordata; Mammalia; Primates; Hominidae. Bases 38 to 1519 code for a protein of 493 amino acids. The record is from RefSeq and is marked validated. The transcript is spliced from 6 exons. Gene Ontology annotation, cellular component: cytoplasm; nucleus. Gene Ontology annotation, biological process: protein ubiquitination. Gene Ontology annotation, molecular function: zinc ion binding; ubiquitin protein ligase activity.